Molecule: messenger RNA, 933 nt
Organism: Schistosoma guineensis
Lineage: Eukaryota; Metazoa; Platyhelminthes; Trematoda; Strigeidida; Schistosomatidae
Source: the annotation of a GenBank genome assembly
AUGGUACAAUAUACAGAAUUACGACAAUUUAGAACUGUGGAAUUAUCAUGUAAUGGAUUAUUAUUUCAUCAUGCAAGACCUCAAGAUUUUGUAAAAUCUCAAUGGAUGUGUUUUACACCGAAAUGUUUCACAAUAUAUCGUGUAUCUCUGGCAAUUCUUUUGUUAGUAUGGAUUAUAUACGAUAUUGUUAUAGAAACAAUGAGACAUUUAGAUCAUUCUGAAUAUAGUUGGAUCACAUAUGGUACAAAUUGGGCAUUUCUGAUACUUACCAUAGUUCAUAUAUCACUAGCUAUCUACUGCUUGAUUUACAACAUAAAAUAUUCUAACAAUGAACCAAGAUAUUAUCAACCGAUAUGGUUUCUGUAUAAUUUAUCAUCAACAUGUAUACUUGUGGUUUCUAUCAUAUUUUGGUUUUCAUUGUCGACCAUUCCAUUGAAUGUAUUCGCAAGUUGGCAGAGUCGAGUUAAACAUUCAUUGACUUCAGUCUUGGUUGUAAUUGACACAUGCCUUUGUGCUAUUCCGAUGCGAAUGAUACAUGUCAUUUAUCCUUGCCUACUCGGUGUGAUAUAUAGUUUAUUCACAUAUUUGUUUUGGUUACUCGGUGGUGCAGGUCCUUAUAAUAAAGGACAAAUUUAUCCUUCCAUUGAUUGGAGUAAACCACAAUCAACAAUACUAGCCUGCUUUAGUGCUCUGAUGUCUGUUAUUUUAUGUCAUGCCACACUUUAUAUAAUCUAUUUCAUACGAGUGAAUAUAAGCGCUAAAUUAGGUGGUCGAGGUUUCAUGCUCGUUAAAGAAUCGAAGGAGCAACAGUGUUAUGACAAUGAUGAAUUUGAUUUGAGCGAAGAGAUCAGUGAGGAUGGCAAGCAAACUUUCCAGAUAAGGAAGAUAGAAAAUCCACAAACAAUGUAUCAAAAAUAUGGUACAAUUGAAUAG